Molecule: messenger RNA, 303 nt
Organism: Moesziomyces antarcticus
Lineage: Eukaryota; Fungi; Basidiomycota; Ustilaginomycetes; Ustilaginales; Ustilaginaceae
Exons: 2
Coding region: 1-303 (100 amino acids)
Source: RefSeq, a predicted model, not a curated record
AUGCCUGCCAAGCCUUUGCGGCUCGCGGUGGCUAAAAAUUGGCUGCGAGGCACGGGCUGGUACAUGGGGGGCUUGCCUCUGCAAUGCAAAUCGCCCACCACCGACCAGUCACAAGCCGAAGUCGGCUCGGAACGGCAGAUGGCACGGCCGGAAGAUCCUAAUUACGAGUGCGUCGGCAUCCCUGUGCAGAUCCUCUCUGCUUUGCAAGAUCGCUUGACGCGCGAUGACAGCAAGCUGGACGAGGCUCCUGGCGAUUCCGUACCAGUGCUCGACAUGGCCUGCACGCGCGGCAAGCAAAUGUGA